Molecule: messenger RNA, 1500 nt
Organism: Juglans regia (Persian walnut)
Lineage: Eukaryota; Viridiplantae; Streptophyta; Magnoliopsida; Fagales; Juglandaceae
Product: ribosomal protein S14, mitochondrial-like
Exons: 3
Coding region: 353-664 (103 amino acids)
Biological process (GO): translation
Cellular component (GO): small ribosomal subunit; ribosome
Molecular function (GO): structural constituent of ribosome
Source: RefSeq, a predicted model, not a curated record
CCUCUCUUCUUCACUCUCUCACUCUGCCCCUCUGCCUCGCAGCCUCCCUGCAUCUCUGCCCACUGACGCGGCCACGGCCCACGCCGUUGCACUGUGCACAUCUCGCCGUCUCCCCCUCAGCCCGAGUCCCCUCCAUCUUUCCGUCGCCCCCUCAGAAACACUGACCCGCUUUCUCGCCGUUGCACCUCCCCUCACGGCCUCACCUCUCGAGCCGUUCCCGUAGCACACACAGCACCUCGGCCCCUCUCUCAACGCUGCGCUGCCCUCUCUGUCUCUCACCGUCUCACGCAGCCCUCCCAUCUCUCACGCAGCCGGCAGCCCCUCUCUCACUUCUCCCUGUCUUCGGCGGUUAAUGGAGAUCCAGAAAGAGAACCGCAACAUCCACGACCACCAACGCCGUCAGAUGGCGGCGAAAUUUGAGCUAAAGCGCAAGCUUUUCAAGGCCUUUAUAAGAGAUCCUGAUCUCCCCGCAGAGGUUCGGGAACAGCAGCAGUACAAGCUGGCCAAGUUGCCCAGAAACAGCUCCUUCACGCGCCUCAGAAACCGGUGCAUCUUCACGGGUCGCCCUCGCGGCGUGUACCAGUUCUUCCGGAUGUCCCGUAUCGUUUUCCGUGAAUUGGCCUCCCGUGGUGCUCUCAAUGGCAUUAAGAAGGCUUCUUGGUAGAGAAGAGACAGGGAAGUGGGAAGGCUUUCCUAUGUAUUGCUAUGUAGAGAACUGAUUGAAGCAUGUAACUUUGGACUUGGAUCUUCCCCUUUGCAAAAAGGGCAUAAUGAAAAACAUCACUGAACUAAAUUCCAUUUGCUUGUCCUGUUACAAAAUCACAGUGAAUAGGAAAAUGUAGAGUUUUUACCUAGUUUUAUUUGAAACAAGUGUGUGAAUUGGAACUCAAAUUGUUUGAAACCUAUACAAUUGAAUUCUUUGUAGAAUUGAUUCUUUGGUACAUGGGUCCAAUUACUUAGCAAAUUAAUGCAGAAAUCUAUGCAGAGCUAUAUUCUUAACCCUAUUCAUAUCGUAGUGAUGUGUCCUUUAUACCUUUAUCCUUAUUCUCUGUACUGAAGUGGUUCGUGCUAACUUGAUGACAUUGUAUCUUCUUCAUGAAAAACCUGGUUUUGAUGAAGCUUGUGUAACAUGGACUGAUGCUGCCUUUUGAUAGCAUUGUCUAACUUGACCAAGUAUGUCUUCGAAGUAGCUCUGACACCGAAUCUGACUCCAUAUUGGUCAGUUGGUUGUUUAGUUUAAGAUUCCCCGAGUAUCCUUAUUUUUUGUACCAAUUCUCAAAUUUAUGGGGAAGUAAUACUAAAAGGGUAAAUAUGUUUGAUGUCUGAUUCACUUGUGUGUGUUUUGCUUGAAGUGUUAAAUGUCACAUUGAGGAUUGGUCCUGAAUGACAUUGAUGGAGUUUCUCUUUAUGCUUUACACCAUUCUUUAAUUUGCCAAGUUUCCAGGCAGCCUGAAAGAAGGAAAGUGAGAUUUGAACAAAUCGUUGUGUUUGUGUUAUUUG